Molecule: messenger RNA, 723 nt
Organism: Sapajus apella (tufted capuchin)
Lineage: Eukaryota; Metazoa; Chordata; Mammalia; Primates; Cebidae
Product: ropporin-1-like
Exons: 4
Coding region: 41-592 (183 amino acids)
Source: RefSeq, a predicted model, not a curated record
GAAGGAUUGCUAGAACAGCCAGAGGCCACUGGUGUACAGGAUGCUCCUCCUACUCUCUGACUUUUUUUCUUGUAGUUAUUUUGAGGCCCUGUGCCGUGGAAAGAGUCCUCCGGUGAGAGAGCAGUCUGGGCAAGUCGGUUUGUGUAACUGGGCAGAAUUAACACCUGAGCUGUUAAAGACCCUGCAUUCUCGGGUUGCCGGCAGACUGAUCAUCCAUGUAGAUGAGCUGGCCCAGAUGUGGAAGGCGCUGAAUCUUCCAACAGAUCUGUUUAAUAGUGUGAUGAACGUGGGUCACUUCAUGGAGGAGAUCGAGUGGCUGAAGUUUUUAGUCCUCGCUUGCAGCGCUCUGGGAGUUACCAUCACCAAAACUCUCAAGAUAGUGUGUGAGGUCUUAUCAUGUAACCAUGGGCCGCCCCAGAUACCUUUCAGCACAUUCCAGUUUCUCUACACGUAUAUUGCCGAAGUGGAUGGGGAGAUCUCUGCAUCACAUGUUAGCAGGAUGCUAAGCUACAUUGAACAGGAAAUAAUUGGUCCUAAUGGUAUCAUCACAGUGAAUGACUUUACCCAAAACCCUAGGGUUCGGCUGGAGUAAGAGCACAGUUUUGACAACUUUAAAGGAAGAUACAGAGAUGAUUGUACUUCAGAAUGACUGAAACCCAUAUACCCUCCAAAAUCAAUUUUCUUGUGCAACUGGUACACACGAAUAAACAAUUAAACAAACAU